Colletotrichum karsti is the source of this 3147-nucleotide messenger RNA. RefSeq lists its product as uncharacterized. Gene Ontology annotation, biological process: protein targeting to vacuole; Golgi to vacuole transport. NCBI's taxonomy places the organism in Eukaryota, Fungi, Ascomycota, Sordariomycetes, Glomerellales, Glomerellaceae. The record is from RefSeq and is a predicted model, not a curated record. The transcript has 5 exons. Gene Ontology annotation, cellular component: membrane coat; AP-3 adaptor complex; endosome membrane.
CUGCGAAACCACAAAGGCAACGAGCGCGAGUAUAUCCAGAACAGUUUGAAAGAAUGCCGCGCCGAGGUGCGCGGGCAGGACAUGGAUGUCAAGGCGACGGCGCUGCUGAAGCUGGUGUACCUCGAGAUGGUUGGGCAUGACAUGUCGUGGGCCUCGUUCCAUGUCCUCGAGGUCAUGUCGUCACAGAAGUACCACCAGAAGAGGGUCGGAUACCUGGCCGCCGUACAGAGCUUCAGGCCCGACACCGAAGUGCUCAUGUUGGCCACGAAUCUCUUGAAGAAGGAUCUGACCUCGACCCAAGCGACAACAAUCUCCCUCCCGAUCGCCACGCUGCCGCACAUCAUCACCCCCUCCCUCGCUCUCUCGACUCUCUCCGACCUCCUCCCCCGCCUCAGCCACUCGAACCCCGCCAUCCGCAAGAAGACGAUUGUAACGCUGUACCGCUUGGCGCUAGUGUACCCGGAGACGCUGCGCGCGGCAUGGCCCAAGAUCAAGGAGCGCCUGAUGGACAAGGACGAGGACCCGAGCGUCACGGCGGCUAUUGUGAAUGUUGUCUGCGAGCUGGGGUGGAGACGACCACAUGACUUCCUGCCAUUGGCUCCGAGGCUCUUUGAGCUAUUGGUGGACGGCGGAAAUAACUGGAUGGCCAUCAAGUUGAUCAAGCUGUUUGCGACUCUGACACCGCUGGAGCCACGCCUUGUGAGGAAGUUGUUGCCGCCUCUUACGGAACUCAUCCGGACGACGCCCGCCAUGUCAUUAUUAUACGAAUGUAUCAAUGGCAUCAUUCAGGGCGGUAUCUUGGGUAGCGAGGAUGACAUUUCCGGGCGGGAAGAGAUUGCGACUCUCUGCGUGAACAAGCUUAGAGGCAUGAUUAUGGUGGACGGCGACCCGAACCUGAAAUACGUGGCACUACUUGCAUUCAACAAGAUUGUGCUGACACAUCCUUUCCUGGUUGCGCAACAGGAGGAUGUCAUCCUCGAGUGUAUCGACAGCCCUGAUAUCACGAUCAGAAUCAAGGCUCUGGAUUUGGUUCAGGGGAUGGUCAGCAGCGAUAAUUUGGUGUCUAUCGUCAGCCGCCUCAUGAAACAGCUCAAGUCGUCUGCACCUAAGAGAGAAAGACCUGGAGCGCCUCUCGGUCCUGACACCGGACCGGAUUCUGAAGAAGAAGCGGAGGUCAACAUUCACUCGCCGACUAAAGAGGAAGAGGAGCCUCCAUUACCAGAUGAUUACAGGAGCGAUGUCAUCGGAAGGAUUUUGACGAUGUGUGCACAGAAUAACUAUGGCAGCCUGGUGGACUUUGACUGGUACAUCGACGUCCUUAUUCAACUUGUCCGUAUGGCACCGACGCCGCGGUCCGUCGAGACGGAACUGGAUUCGGCAGGCGCUUCAGGAAAAUCGACAGCCGGAGACGUCUCUGGACGAAUUGGCGAUGAGUUGAGGAACGUCGCCGUGAAGGUCCAUGCUUUGCGAGGAGCUUCAGUUAGAGCUGCGGAUCUGAUCAUUCAACAACUCAACGCCGACGCACCCGCCGGCCACUCCCUAUCGUCAGCAUCCUUAAAAUCAACAACCUGGUUGGUCGGAGAGUACGCCAACCAACUAGCGUUCCCUGAGGACACACUCGGAAACAUCCUACGUACUAUUUCUCGCACACAUAUUCCCGACAUUCUUACUACAAGUCUUCAAGCCGUCACCAAGAUAUUCGCGUACAUCGCUGGCAACGACGGACAACCCUGGACACCCGAGUGGAAGACCAAGAUCACCCUGCUUAUGGCGCGGGUCAUUCACACGCUAGAACCACUCGCUCUUCACCCUAAUUUGGAGGUACAAGAAAGGUCGGUGGAGUUCAUCGAACUCCUUAAACUGACCGCAGAGGCGGCCUCGGGACAGGCACCGUCUUCUGAGGAUGCCCACCAAGAUGCUCCCCUCCUCCUUACUCAAGCCAUCCCAUCUCUGUUCCAGGGUUGGGAACUGAACUCUGUGGCCAUUGGGGCGCAGAAGAACGUACCAAUACCAGAAGGUCUUGACCUGGACGAACCGAUUCACCCCAACCUCAGUUACCUGCUUUCUCAAGCGGAUAUCAUACCAAUGGAAGCCAGCGAGUCAGACGACUUUGAAGUCUACUAUCACCAGCGCCCUGCGCCGACAAGCAUAUCCUCUGCCGAGCCGGCUAUCAACAAGAUCGCCGACGCGCCAGAGGAAGUCGUCAGCUCGUACCAGCAAGCAACAGAGGACAGCUACCUGGAUGCAGACAUCGUUGCUAGGCGAAAGCUCGAACGGGCAGAACGCAACCGGGACGACCCAUUCUACAUUGGCGGCUCCGGCGGCGGCACACCCCGAACCUCCACCCCAAUCCACAACAUCCUGCAAAAGGAGAACGGCCCAGACCUCGACAUAGAUUCCAUACCGAUAAUGCAGCUGGAUCUCGACAAACUGGGCUCCUCCGCUCCCGGACCGACGUCACCGGUCAGCCGGCCGCAACCACGACCUCGCCAACGCGUCAUCAUCGCGGCGGACGAAAACCUCAUGGGAAGCGGCGUAUCGACGCCCCGCAACUACGAGUCGGAGAACAAUUCGGACAGCUUCACCAAGUCGCGCGCCAAGAAGCUACGGCAAGGCUUGCUCCAAGUCGACUCGUCCACGCUCGGUUCCCUCAGCCUCGAGGGCGACGCGGCCUCCGGCUCCUCGUCCUCCCAGCACGUGGCACCGUUCGACUACGAACGGCAACAGCGCGAGGAGGCCGAGAUGGCGCAGGCGGUGAAGGAGGUCGAGAGGUUGCGCCUCGAGAUGCAGCGCGCCAAUGAGCGGAUCCAGGUCGCGCAGGGCGUCGACGUCGCCGGCACCGUCGUCAAAAAGAAGACGAAGAAGGCCAAGAAGGAUGCCGCCGCCGCCGCAGACGGGACGACGGUCGUCAAGAAGAAAAAGAAGAAGACGGCGCCGCCGGCCGUCCUGCUCACAGAGGACGCGGAGAACGGCGCGGGCGAGACGGAGCAACCCGCCAUCCCGCCACCGUCGUCGGCACUCGAGGGCGGUGUCGGUGGUAGCGGUGGUGACGCGGGGCCCGCGGUGGUUGUGCCCGCCAAAAAGAAGAAGAAGAAGAAGACGACCAAGAUGGCGGAGAUUGCGGGUGAUACCCCUAGUCCCAGUUGA